AUGGUUGGUUUUGAUUUAUAUUCAGCUGUGGCAACUACGAGGAGGCAUAACCUACCGACGUCAGACUCCGGUGCCUUCACGGACUGGACGGCGGCGGCGACAACGACGACGACAUCUUCCCGCGCCACCGAGGAUCUAUCUCUUGGUUUCAAUGCUGGUCCCGCCGUUGUUCACGGUGGUUUAGGCUCAGCUUCCGCUGGAGCCCCAUCAUGGCCUCCCGGAUCCACCGUCCGCUACGGCCUCCCUUCGGCGGCGGAGAUGAGCAUGGUCGGUUUAAGAGACGUCUACCUUGUGGCUCCGGCUUACCACCACCACCACCAGAACGUUGGACUUGUUACUGGAUCUGAUCAGAUUAACAGUAAUGCAGCGGCGACGUCUCUCGGCGUCGGAGUUAUUCCGCUUCUCACGACGGCUCCGACGCAGAACGUGGAAGACACCGACAUUAACUUCCUCGGGAACAGCCGGAGGUGGCAUAACAAUGACAGCAGCAACAACCAGACGGAGUAUCUUCACUUCAAGAACUCUCAUCAUCAGGUCACAGUUGCGUCGAGUUCUAAGAACUCGGGGUCGGGCUCAGGGGGGACCGCCACGUGUCAAGACUGUGGUAACCAGGCGAAGAAGGAGUGUAAGCAGAGGCGGUGUAGGACGUGUUGCAAGAGCCGUGGCUUUGAUUGUUCAACUCACGUGAAGAGCACGUGGGUCUCUGCGGCUCGUAGGAGAGAGAGGCAUGUGAUUCCCGCAGGGAAUCCAACGGCUGGCUCGUCUCCUUCGACCUCUUCUGGGACCAAGAAGCCGAGGAUCGCUGGGUCUCAGCAACAAGCCACUUCUCAUACUUCGACUUCUAACACUCCUCCUCAGAGUUUGGAUACCAGCUCCAGCCGCCAAGAAGGAGGAGGGUCAAGAAAAGCGUGGCCGGGGCAGGUUAAGGCCGCAGCUGUGUUCAAGUGUGUGAGAGUGACGGCAAUGGAGGACGGGGACGACGAGUACGCUUACCAGGCGGUGGUUAAAAUCGGUGGCCAUAUCUUUAAAGGCUUCUUGUAUGAUCAAGGGCUUGAACCUAAAGAAGGUUUUCCUAAUAUGUCGGAUUUGCAUUUAGGUGGGGGAGGCAAUAGCCAUAACGAAGUGUCUGCCUCGCAGCCUAUUCUUGACCCGCCAAAUGUCUACGGUGGUGGUGGUUCAGGCGCUGGGUUUUAUGGUUGA
This is a messenger RNA of Eruca vesicaria subsp. sativa (arugula), 1200 nucleotides long. The record is from the annotation of a GenBank genome assembly. NCBI's taxonomy places the organism in Eukaryota, Viridiplantae, Streptophyta, Magnoliopsida, Brassicales, Brassicaceae.